CGCCCCCGCCCCCGCCCCGCCUCCUUUCUGACCCCUCGGUCCCAGGCCCGGCUCCGCGCCCGCCUCGCACCCCGCCCGCGGCAGCCCGCGGUCGUCCUGGCCGGUACUGCGGCCCCGCCGCCGCCACCAUGUCCCUGCACGGCAAACGGAAGGAGAUCUACAAGUAUGAAGCGCCCUGGACCGUCUACGCCAUGAACUGGAGCGUGCGGCCGGACAAGCGCUUUCGCCUGGCGCUGGGCAGCUUCGUGGAGGAGUACAACAACAAGGUUCAGCUUGUUGGUUUAGAUGAAGAAAGUUCGGAGUUUAUUUGCCGAAACACCUUUGACCAUCCUUAUCCCACCACAAAGCUCAUGUGGAUCCCUGACACAAAAGGCGUCUAUCCAGACCUCCUGGCAACAAGUGGUGACUAUCUUCGUGUGUGGAGGGUUGGUGAAACAGAGACCAGGCUGGAAUGUUUGUUAAACAAUAACAAGAAUUCGGAUUUCUGUGCUCCACUGACUUCUUUUGACUGGAAUGAGGUGGAUCCUUAUCUUUUGGGUACCUCCAGCAUUGAUACAACUUGUACCAUCUGGGGGCUGGAGACAGGGCAGGUGUUGGGGCGAGUGAAUCUUGUGUCUGGCCAUGUGAAGACCCAACUGAUCGCCCACGACAAAGAGGUCUAUGAUAUCGCGUUUAGUCGGGCUGGGGGUGGCAGAGACAUGUUUGCCUCUGUGGGCGCUGAUGGCUCCGUGCGGAUGUUUGACCUCCGCCAUCUAGAACACAGCACCAUCAUUUACGAAGACCCACAGCAUCACCCGCUGCUUCGCCUCUGCUGGAACAAGCAGGACCCUAACUACCUGGCCACCAUGGCCAUGGAUGGAAUGGAAGUAGUGAUUCUGGACGUCCGAGUUCCCUGCACACCUGUUGCCAGGUUAAACAACCACCGAGCGUGUGUCAAUGGCAUUGCUUGGGCCCCACAUUCAUCCUGCCACAUCUGUACUGCAGCGGAUGACCACCAGGCUCUCAUCUGGGAUAUCCAGCAGAUGCCCCGGGCCAUUGAGGACCCCAUCCUGGCCUACACAGCUGAAGGAGAGAUCAACAAUGUACAGUGGGCAUCGACUCAGCCCGACUGGAUUGCCAUCUGCUACAACAACUGUCUGGAGAUACUCAGAGUGUAGUGCUGGUGGCGCCAUGCCCACGAGGCAGGGGUCUGUGUGUUGCCCACCUCUGGCCCGCCCCCAAAGUAAGAAGAAAAAUGUUCCAGUGGCCAGUAUGUCUUUCAUUGCUUUGCACCCACUGUUACCAGAAGCUGCUCUAGGAGUUCCUGGCCAGUCACCCCAUCGCUGUCUGUGCCAGAUGCAGUGCUGUGUGGCACCUCCUCAGCCCAGGGUUGAGUUUUAAGAUUUUUCUCUCCUUUACUCUUUGAUUCUUCAAUUAAAUUUCUGUACAUUUGUUUGUCAGCUGUUGUAUUAAUGAGCAUCACAGGCACUGGCUCUUUAGGUAUUCAUCUGCCCCAGAUGUCUCUGUCUGUCUGCUGCCCAAGGCAGCAAUCUGUGUCCGUGUCCAUGUUAGCAUUUAAGUGGGAACACAUACCAAUUUGAAGUUGUCUUUCCUCCUAUUAUCAAUGUCUUUAACAAAUUUCAACUUUGUAUAUUUUUUAUCAGGCUAAAUUUUUUAUGAAAGGAAAUUUACUCUUCCUGGUUUCUUCCUGUUUCAUAGUCCUCCCUAUAGGACCUUCCUCUCUUCCCUCAGUGCCCACGUCUGGCACUGAGUCAUCAACCCUGUUAGCAGUUUGCCUUCUUGAAUCACUGUCUGAGUGGAAUGCACCUGACCAGGAGCCCUAAACUGCCCUGGUGCUCUGAAGUCAGCCACCUCUCACUUUUUCACAGCCUGGCUCUUCUCAAGGGCAUUCUGGGCUCCAAAACAGACGAGUAAUGCCUCCCUCCUGUUACUCCCCAAAGUACCUCCCUCCAACCCCACCGGAACCUAUUGGGAAUGUGUUAGAGCUGAGAUAGUCUGAGUGGGGUGCUUGACUCGAGGGGAAUUGUUUCAGGAAAGCUGAGCUUAGAGCGAAUUUCCAGUACAUAGUUUCAGAGUCUGCUUUAACCUCCAAAUAAGCCUCAGGCCAUUCUCUUUCAUGUCUUGGAUGAUAACCAAGAAUGAUCUAUAAGCUGAAUUUCAGUAUCUCUGUUUAGUUUACUGUGACUGGUGGUAUAUUGACCACCCUUUGGAUUGAGUGCUCCAAGGUCCUGCUUGAGAGGCACUCAAUCUGUGUGUCUCACCCUGAACAAGAUCUCUAUGAUGUGGAAGACUGUCAGCUCUUGUAAGGGGUGGACUAAUAGGCUGUCAAGUAAAUAGAUAGCUACAGAAGAUUCAGAGACCCCAGGGUCAGCCAGGUAAUAGCUCUGCCUACACCUGUGAACAGCCGUGCCCCCAGGGUAGGAUUUGAGCAGUACUGGACUUGGAGGCUGCAGGGGUCUGUUUCCGUUACAGUGAAUGAGUCCAUGCAGGGGCCUUGUGUGUGAUUCCAAUGGUAGAUGAGUCCUUGGGCAGUCAGUUUGGGACGUGCUCAUAGUGGGGGGAGGUGGGGUGUUUGGUUUGUUGUGCUCUACCAAGUUCUGAGGUUUCUGAGCCCCUCUGAAUUGCACAUCUAAGAGUAGGAGAUAGCAGACCUGAAGGCUGAUGGUUUUGUCUACUCAGACUCUUACCUGCUCUUGAGAAACAGAACAGUUUGUUUUGUUUUUCUGGGCCCUUAAACUCUUUAGGUUGAGUCUUCCUUUUCAGAAGCAGAUCUAUUUGUGUCCCCAAAGUCCUCACUCUUUCCCUUUACUACACAGGAGCUUGUUCCAAAGAAAAAGUUUCCUAUUUUUAGUUGGGGUAUUUUCCCUUCCACCUUUUUAUUUUCUUACUCUGAUUUUGGGGCUCUUCAGCCAUCUGCUUGAUGUUGACUCUGCUGCAUUUACCACCAGAUUUGCACUUUGUUAUUCGGGGAUGUAAAGUGAGUGGAUCUUGGUCAGAACCCGCUUCUCCUUGUAAUGGUGUUUGAUGAUUCCAGGGCCCUUCUCUCAACCGUAGCAAGUUUGAGUUGUUGGGGGCUGCUUGCUCUAGGAGGACAUCAGAUCCUUCCCCUAGAAGAUGUCUGAGCUAGAGGUCGGACUGGUAGGAGGGGCUGUCCUGCUGGGGCAAGGCUUUACUCCACUGAGUUCUGAGUUAAGAUUGCUUUCCUUUUCUGCACUUAAACUUGGCCUGAAUAGUGAGAUUUGUCAACUGGAACUUGGAAAUAACCUGAGGAGGGAGGAUUAGUCAAUAGUAAUUAGAAUAUAUGUGCAUAAAGUUGCUAUUUAUUCUAGAAACUAAUAGCUUUUGAUGUUUUUUCCCCUUGCCUUGUGGAUUCCCAGCUCUAUCACCCCUGCGUAGGCCCUUCAGUGUGGUCCUCUUCCUCCUGGCAGCCCACCUGGAAUCCCGGUGAGAUUCCCCAGUCUCCCUAAGCAGAUACACACAUACAGUUCUGCAAUGCUGAUAUUUUGAAGUCCUAGCUCUCCUAUUCUUUGUUUAUGCCACAGACAAGGUGGCUUCAUGGCUGAAGAGGGGAUUUCUGUAGUCUUAGGAUUUAGAAAGCCACUUAACCAGCUGUGCUCCAGUAAGCAGAGAUCUGUUGUAGUUUUAAAACCAAGUGUCUGUUUAAUAUGCUUAGGUUCUCAAAUCAACAGCUAGCAACGACGGGUGGGAGGUCCUGGAUCUUCUCUCCUUCAGUGUGAGAAGAGCAGCUGCCAGGACUUCACUGGGAAGGCUGCAGAGCGACCCCUCUGGGCUCCCUUUGACGUAGUCUUCGACCCCUGAGCCAAAGCUGUUGUCCUUGUCUGCUCUGAGGUGCUGAGUAAAUCAAGGCUGAGGUUCUGCAACAGAGAAUCGUGAAUGGGUACAACUCCUUCAAGAGUCUGAGUAUUUACACCCAGGAAUAGUGGACCCCUUCCAGGGAGGAAGCAGGCUGCAAGAUGAGGACUUGAAGAGGAAAGGUAUUUGAAAACUGGGUGGUAAUUUAUCAGAACCAGGAUUGGCUCCCAGAACUGGUUAAGAUUUGGGAAGAAAACCAAAAAAAUUGGGAUUCCUACCAGGUUUUGGUGAUAGUUGUGGCUGAAAUUGUAGGAAGAGAUUUAGGAUGUGGGAGAAAAUUGGUCGUGUUUCUCUAGAUCAAAGGAGAAAAUACUAGAAGGCAGUAAAGGUCUUAGGUGGGGAAGCAUUCAGACUGUCCAUUGUAUGUGGCCAUGGUGGGAGACCAUGCCCUCAGCCUGUGUCAGCCUUCCUGGACCAUCAGGUGUCUGUGAUGCUUGUUAAGUGGGGACAGGAUGACAGCUCACGGCAGAGGAGCCCCUUCCCGCAGCCGUGUGGCCAUAGGUGAUGUUUGCUGGUGUCAUGAGUCAUAUGACUGUCACAGAUGGGGGCUCUUGGUUGUAGGCUUGUACAGAGAAGCAGCAGAGGUUUUAGUCAUGCCUGCUCUCCCCCCUCCCUUUUCUUUCUCUUCCUUUCCCACUCCCUUUCCACUGUAGAACUUUCUCCCUGCUGCAGCCUGGGCCUUGGAUUCCCCAGUUGUAAGGACAGGUAGGAGCUGCUGGGUUUACCACACAUGGAAGGCCAGCCCAGAACCAUCCCUCCACCUGCCCAAGUUGGAGAAUAUGGCAGCCCCUUAGACCACCUGGCUUGGGGUUAUGGCGACUGUUGAAGUAGAAACCUUAAAGCAGACUCUUCCUUUACUCUGUGUCCUCCAGGAUGAGGAAAGUGGGUCAUGCUUGGCACUUAAAGUGGGUUUUCUCUGGGAGGAAAGCUGAGCUGAGCAGUGGCUGUGAGCCUAGGCGAGGCUCUACCAGGAGCUCUCUGUGCCGGGUGGGCCAGCUGCCGAGGGGCUGUGGCGUUGCCGAGCCUUGCUGCCCCUCCCACCUGUACCCUCUUCUGCCACAGUUGUCAUUGCUGCUAAUGGCCAACGUCAGAUAUGUUGGCACACAGUAGAGGCCAAGUCCUCUCAGGCUCCUUGCUGAAUGCUCUUUUAAGUAUGGAAACCCAAAGAGGCCUGGACUAGGAACAGAUAAGCUGAUCAAAGUGCAAACGCGAGAAGAAAGGUGUUGGCGGUCUGUGUAACAGCUGGAAAACUUACAAGUACCCACCUGUGGGACAACCCAGUGAAUAUGAACUUGUGAAACCUGACAUUUAAAAGAAAUGUUCUCACCUUGGGUUGAUUGUGGAUUUACAGUGUGUUAUGAAACUUGUUGAGCUAAAGCUUUGAAUUGCUUGAGUCGAGUAUGAAUCAUUUGCUUUGGUUCCUAUGUGUUUUAUGACCCCUCUGUCAAUGAUUUUCCAUCCUUCCCCACCAAGUGAGAAUUUGUAGCAUGAUUGUACAAACCUCAAUGUAGAAAAUGGAGAUUUCUUGUUCUCUGAAAUGUUAAGCUUUAGCCAACCAAUUUCUGUCCCCUUUAGCCUAGUGUGUCUGAACUUAAUUUCUUGUUAUAUUUGGAUUUUCCUCUAUUAUAGGUUUUGUGGCAUCCUGUGGUCAGGUGGAGAGGAAGCUACCCCUUGCAGAACUGUACUGUAACCAUUUUUCUUUUAAAAACAUUAUUUUCACAGGACAGAUUGUACACAGGGCUUAUAAUAAACUUUUAACACUGUGCUACAAAACCACGAUGGUAAAUCUCCAUCAAAGGCUACUUCAAAGGCACCUGAAAGUGCAGUGUUAUAUCUGACUUUAUUUCUUGCUUCCUGAGUAUAUUAAACCUAAUUUUCACCCUUUCAUUCUGUUUCAGCCUCCUGUAUAAGAAGUACCAUAUUUUCUGCCCAUCAUACUUUGUAAUAAAACUUGAACAUGUA
Molecule: messenger RNA, 5835 nt
Organism: Manis javanica (Malayan pangolin)
Lineage: Eukaryota; Metazoa; Chordata; Mammalia; Pholidota; Manidae
Gene: DCAF7
Product: DDB1 and CUL4 associated factor 7
Molecular function (GO): protein binding
Source: RefSeq, a predicted model, not a curated record